CAAUGUCAACAUCAAUAAUUUGCCGGUAGAGCAAACAGGUCGAAGGACGUUAGGACUUCGGUCAAGAAGCGCAGAGUUCGUGGAAAUCCUUACAUGUGUCAAUAGGCUUCACUUAUGAUUGAUCAGGGCCUAGAUUUAAAGCUUGCGGAGUGACAUAGGAGCUCAGAAACCCAACCAACACGAAACGAACAACUUCACAGAUAGUGGUAUACAUUGUAGAGGCUAGUGUACUUGUGUCAUUUUCACGCUGUCGGUCAUCAGAUCAGAAGGCUUGUUCUGUCAGUGGAUUUAACUUUUAAUUCCGAGUUUGUGUUGAUUUCAAAAGGACCUAUGGUUCACCGAAACAACUCGUUUCCAGCAUCUUCAAGCGAGGAGACGUCGUCCGCAACUUCUUGCACGAAAAAUUCGUCGCGAAAAUCUAAAAAGAUGCCUCAUUCUACCACAACGAAAUCGAAGGCAAAAAGGACAGUAAGUUCCCCUUUGGAGGAACCAGUUGUCAAGCAUCAUCACCAUAAACAUAAUUUAAAACAUCGAUUUGAAAUCGUCAAAACCCUCGGUGAGGGGACGUAUGGAAAAGUGAAACUUGCCGUCGACAGGACCAAUGGAGAAAUGGUUGCCAUAAAGUACAUCCGAAAACAUAAAAUCCAGACUGAACAAGAUCUGGUGCGGAUCCAACGUGAAAUAAAAGUCAUGGCAUCCCUGCGCCAUCCACACAUCAUAAAUAUCAUGGAAGUGUUUGAAAAUAAAGAAAAGAUCAUCCUGGUGAUGGAGUAUGCCGCUGGUGGCGAGUUGUAUGACUACAUCAAUGAGAAGAAGGUACUACAUGAAACCGAGGCCAGGAAAUUCUUCCGUCAAAUCGUUUCUGCCAUCCACCACUGCCAUCAGAAUGGUGUUGUACACCGCGACUUAAAGUUAGAGAAUAUAGUUUUAGACAAAGAUUAUAAUAUCAAGAUAGCAGACUUUGGUCUUUCCAACAUGUAUACGUACGACAGCCUGUUGAGCACAUACUGUGGUAGCCCUCUGUAUGCCUCACCGGAGAUAGUCAAUGGUACGCCAUACCACGGCCCUGAGGUUGAUUGCUGGAGCCUUGGCGUCCUUCUCUACACUCUAGUCUAUGGUGCCAUGCCGUUUGACGGGAGCGAUUUCAAACGAUUGCGACGACAAAUCACGGAGGGAGACUUCUAUGAACCAUCCAGGCCCUCGGAUGCAUCCAGUUUGAUCAAACACCUGUUACAAGUCAAUCCGAAGAAGCGUGCGACAAUCGCCGAUAUCAGCUGUCACUGGUGGGUCAAUGUUGGCUACAACUACUCUCCAAUGGAGGAGGGGCUAAAGCACCCAGCAGCGUUGCAGGCGCCGAUGGUCUAUUCUUCAUUCCACUCGCACUCGUCAGACAGUGACGAGAACGAUGCCCAGCCACCAAGACGCCAAAUACGUCGAAGAUCUAGUCUCAGUGAACGCUCAAAAUCAGGUGACAAGACGAAAGUCACCAGUGUCAGUCUUACCGAUGGUGCUGUGGAAGUGUGUGAGUCGGCUAACGGUGCAACGUCGCCAGUUGCAUUCGACUCGAACAGAAAACCGAAACGGGGCAUUUUGAAAAAUCAUCAGAGCAAUAAGAGCAGCCAGAAAGGCUGUGUGACGGAGGAAAACAUCUCAGAGAAAACGAAAAAGUUUGAUCUGACAGACUUAGAAGCUGCGUUGGACUCCACGACGAGACCAAAAUCUGACUGUGAUCAAUUAAAAUGCAAUAGUUCCGUGAAUUCAGACAUUUGUGAUAAGCCGGCCCAAGGGAGUGCUGAAAUUAAGUCAGCGGAACACUCAUUAGACUCUAAUUGUACAACACUCAAUGUUAUUGGUGAAACUACGGAUGUUGACACGAGUAAGCCGGCCGUCGUAAGGCGGCGUGGUAUUCUCAAGAAACAUGUCGCUGGGCGUCACUCGGGUGAAUUUGAACCGACCAAUCGCUAUAGCUAUGGCAGCAUGAGCUCAAAUUCCUCAGGUGACGUUUUGGACUUUUCAUACGACAGUUCUGAUGCCGAGCAUUUAUUUACCUACAGUUUCUCUGCAGAUAUCGAUGACAUUGAAAGCUCAAAGGUCAAAUCAGUCCAGGCUGAGUUUGAUUUGAAAAAUCAAAAUGUGCAGGACACUUUCACGUCGACAUCGAAUGGCGUAUCGGAUAAUUUCGUCGUAGCUGUUCUUGACAGUGACACUGCCGCUAGUCAGAUCGGUGAAGGAGAAACAGUCAUUCGUCUUGAUGAUGCAAUGAAUGUUUAUCGUGAAGCACUCAGCAUUUGUAACCAGUGAAAUUAACACACCUUGAUAUGCAUGUGUUCCCUAGUUAUGCCAUGCGUCCACUUACAAAUCAUAUUGGAGCUAGCCAUUUCAGCUCAGUCAAUUCAAAGGUUGUGUUCGGCUUGCUCAAAUCAUGUGGAAAUGUUGGUAGAAUCUUAGAAUUGUGUAUAAUUGGGACUUGGACACGAUUCCUUGGUUAGCUAGUUCGCAAACUGUUUCUUCCAAACCGAUCUUUUAAAGGAAACCUGUAGCGAAACGCUUACAAAAAUGGAGAGUUUUGAACGACCCUCUAUAUAGCCAAACCACUAGUUGAGCCUAAGCAAAGGCCAGUACUCGAACAAGUCAGCAUUAUUUGUUAUGCUGUCGUGCUUAAAUUUGUUAAUUACUGAAUUUUAAACUUGAAUUGUUCGUGAUUAUUAUCUGUUGUGUCUAUCAAAGAAAUUACUGUUAAAGGAUAUUUUAAUUGAAAGUUCUAUUGUUUCUGUGUUCUAUACUAUUCUCUAGAUGUACUGGUAGUCGAUCCAGUAGCGUCUGUCUUGAAACAUUCUUUAAUCUUUUAGUGCUAUAGUUAAUUUUGUGAAAUAGGAAAUAUUUCGAUGAUUUUAUGUGAUUCGUAAGAUGUUUUAGUUAGGCCAGGUAUUGGUUUAGAUGAUGUGAAUCUAAGUAAUGUGCGAUAAAUCUAUGUUUUAAUCAUGAUUUUUGGAAGUAAUUGUGAAAAUGUUUUUAUUUCGUUAUGUUUCAACGGCAGAUAUGAGGUUUCAUUGUUUGUAAAAUCUUUCAACUUAACCAUAAGUAGAAGGGGGGGAGCAACUAAUUCAUAAAAUACGAAUGACUCUAAUCCUUCAGUGAUGGCUUCAUCUAUGAAUCAUACAAGUAUCAAAAUCACUUUGAAUUUCAUGCUAAUAAGUUUUCAUAACAAACAUUUAAACUAAUGACACACUAAUUUAAGAAUAGGCACCCUCGACCAUAUGUUGCAUAAGUAACAUACAUACAUGUACAGACAUACUACAUAAAACAUGACAUUGUCCACAGGACACCUGGCUUUGCAGGGAUAUAUCAACAAUUUAACGAAUCUGGACUAAAAAUUUAGACUUGUGUGAAUUCACAUACAUAACAUUUUGCAUGUACCUUAUCCCAUUUCAUUCUAAGCUUGUCCCCCUUUUUGAUCAGGUGUGUAGGAAAGCAUUGAAUACAACAACAAUAUUAGGAUGAAAUGGUUGACAUUGCCUGCCAUUUUCUAAAAAUGGUUUUCAACAUAUUUUUGUAUCUAAAACGAUUUCGACGACUUGGGAGUAUUAAUUUGACAUGUGUGAAUUCACGUAUUUAGCGGAAGCUAGAGUCUGUGCCUGGCUUGGCAGUAAUUGGCCCAGAAUAGCGUGGCUAUAAAAAGUGGCACUACCGUCGGCCUUACAGGGACAGACUAUAAUACACAAAAAUUAAGACGUCAGGAUACCUCCCUCUUUGGCAGAAUUGAAACUCCUGAUUUGAAAUAAUUUCGAAAAUAAUACACAUUUGAAGGCUUCUUUCUACAUACAAGACAAAAACUCUAGUUUCACUGAUCUAAGACUAGUUGAUUAAUUACUACCAAAUCAAAACAAAGACCAAGCUGGAACAUGAUGUCAUAACCAUUAGACAACUUGGUGUUGCCAACCCAAUGACUAUUCAUAAUGAACAUUUUGUAUGGCAUUGAGCAACAACAGUCUACAAUAUCUUGCUCGAAUUGUCUUGGAUCAAUGAAUUUAGAGUAUUUCCUCUCUUCCUCGGGCAAUUAUGACAUACACUACAUGUACAUGUACUCAGAGAUACCAUAUGAGUGCAGUUCACCUGGGACAUAAACAGUAUAAGACUUGGCAGCUCCAUUGUAUUUGUAACCAGCUUGAUUCUGGAAUCUUUCACACCCAAACAAAAAAAACGGCUAAGACCUCAUCAGUUUUCAAAAAUGUACUACAAGUGCUAGUACUCUUUCUAAAUGUUGUCCAAACUUCAGUUCAAGGGUCAAUGGGAUCAACAUCUGCGAGUAAAUAAGGCAAACUUUCUAGCAGACAUUGUUAUUUUCUUAUGGCACCUUUUUGUACUUGUUGUUUACCGCCGGCUAUGCUGGUGUAGUCGGACAUUUAUCAGGCAGAUGAUAAUGACCCCACUUUUUAUCACGGUUUUGUGCAAUAAGUACUGUCAUUAAAGCAAUAAUUAUUCGGACCAAUGCUGUAUGGUUAUAUGACCAUGAUGUCAGUGUAUUUGGCCUCAAUUGUAGCUUGUAUCUGUUUAAUUAUCAAAGUCGAUAACCAGGCCAGAAAUUGCUCUGAUAAUUGCAAAAUAUGAAGUUCGGAGAGGAUUGUCACGUUCCGUUUCUGUCAACCUCUGCUACAGGUUGUGUUCUCAAAUGGGUACCAGGUUGGCAGAAAUGGGAAAGAAGGUGUGGAGAUGACUACUGUGCAUGAGAAGCUGUCUCAAUUUUGAAAUCAUGUACACCAAACUCUGAUGUGUCAUUGGUAUCUGCCCAUUUCGCCUUAACCUUAUUCGCCUUAUCCAAUUUUGCCUUCUCCCAUUUAGCCUUCUCCUAACUUGCCUUUUCUCAAUUCGCCUUCUACGAUUUCGCCAUCGUCUUAUCUCGCCUUUGUUCCAAUUGGCCUUCUUCCUAACUCGCCUUCCUCUCAUCUUGCCUCAUCCUUGUUUGCCUUUUCUUAUUUCGCCUUUGUCCUAUUCUGCCUUGGUUCCAUCCUGCCUUAUCUCAUCUUGCCUUUUCCUGAUUGACCUUUGUGUCAAUUCGCCUUCUUCCCAUUUUGCCUUCUCCCGUUUCGCCAUAUCUCACCUCGCCUUUUAUCAAUCCCCCUUCGUUAAGCAAGGGGUCUAUUAUUUGCAGGGGGGGGGG
Molecule: messenger RNA, 5158 nt
Organism: Lineus longissimus
Lineage: Eukaryota; Metazoa; Nemertea; Pilidiophora; Heteronemertea; Lineidae
Product: NUAK family SNF1-like kinase 1
Exons: 7
Coding region: 331-2301 (656 amino acids)
Biological process (GO): intracellular signal transduction; protein phosphorylation
Cellular component (GO): cytoplasm
Molecular function (GO): ATP binding; protein serine/threonine kinase activity
Source: RefSeq, a predicted model, not a curated record